AGGACCCCUCAAAUUCAAUGUCCAAGUUGAUCCUGCUAGUUUAUAUAUAUAGACCUUCUCCCAUGCCUCCUACAAAUCAUCACUUGUUCAUUUCAAAGUCAAUAUGGAUCAUUGGUUCCUCAUCCUCACUUCUAUCUCCCUCUCCAUCUCCAUCGCUGGCCUCCUCAAAUUCAUUCUCAACAGAUACUUCAUCAGCAAGAAGCCCGCUCACCACAAACUCCCUCCAAGCCCAAGCCCCCAAUCGAUUCCAGUGAUUAGCAACUUCCUAUGGCUCGGCCGCAUAUCUCCCUCUAAUAUCCACUCCAUCCUCAACCCACUACAUGCCAAGUUUGGCCCAAUCCUGACUAUCUACUUCGGCUUUCGCCCCGUCAUCUUUAUAGCUGACCGCUUCCUCGCUCACAAGGCCUUGAUCCAAAAGGGUGCCAUCUUUGCAAGCCGUCCACCAGCUUCUGAGACUCAAAGAUUUCGAGGCAGCAAUCGGCGACUUGUUAGUCUUUCUUUCUAUGGCCCGUCUUGGCGUCUCCUGCGGCAAAACCUUACCAAAAACGUUCUCCAUCCUUCCUGCGCGAAAUAUUCCGCUCAUUCCCGCCGUUGGGCGCUACAAAUCCUUAAGAAACGCCUGGAAUCCCAAGGAAAAUCUGGUCAGCCUGUUUGUUUGAGGGAGCACUUUCUAUAUGCCAUCUUUUGCCUGCUUGUCGUAAUAUGUUUUGGUGACAAGGUUGAUGAAGACCAGAUUAAACAAAUCCAGGAAGUAGUGCAUCGAGCGUUUUUGGGUUCUCGGAGGUUCGAUACACUCAAUAUAUGGCCAAGAGUGACCAAGAUCGUGUUGCGUAGACGCUGGGAGGAAUUGUUUCAGCUACGUCAAAGCGUACAAGAUGUAACAAUUCCCUUAAUAAGAUCUAGAAAGAAGUUGCAAGAGGAAGAGAGGACAGGCAUGGACACUCACCAUGAUCAUGCUGUACCUUACGUGGAUACAUUAUUAGCUCUGGAAUUUCCCGAUGACAAAAGAAAACUCAACGAGGAGGAAAUUUCUGAUUUAUGCAGCGAAUUUCUAAAUGCGGGAACUGAUACUACUACAACUGCCUUGGAAUGGAUCAUGGCAAAUCUGGUUAAAUACCCAAAAAUUCAAGAAAAGUUAUUCAUGGAGAUAAAAGGGGUUGUUGGAGAUGGAGAUGUGAAGGAGGUAAACGAAUCUGAUUUGAAAAAGAUGUCGUAUUUGAAAGCAGUGAUUUUAGAAGGCCUGAGGCGGCAUUCUCCUGCACGUUUUCUGAUUCCACAUGCGGUGACGGAAGAUUUUGUCUUGAAUAAUGAAUAUUUGAUACCAAAGAAUGCAGCCAUAAAUUUCCUGGUUGCCGAGAUGGGGUGGGAUCCAAAGGUGUGGGAAGAUCCCAUGGCAUUCAAGCCGGAAAGGUUUCUGAAUCAUGAGAACGGAAUUACGAAAGAAUUUGAUAUUACAGGGAGCCGGGAGAUUAAAAUGAUGCCAUUUGGUGCGGGAAGGAGAAUGUGUCCCGGUUACCAAUUAUCCAUUCUUCUUCUGGAAUUUUAUGUGGCUAAUUUAGUUUGGAAAUAUGAGUGGAAGGCUGUUGACGGAAAUGAUGUUGAUUUGUCCGAGAAGAUAGAGCAUAUAAUGGCGAUGAGAAAUCCAUUGCAGGUCCACUUAUCCCCAAGGUAGACAAGCACUAGCUAUGCCCUGCAUUUCAACUGGCCUCUGUACGGUUUUCUAUGGAGUGAUAUGUUAAAUAUAAUGAAAGACGUAUGA
This is a messenger RNA of Populus euphratica (Euphrates poplar), 1759 nucleotides long. RefSeq names its product cytochrome P450 89A2-like. NCBI's taxonomy places the organism in Eukaryota, Viridiplantae, Streptophyta, Magnoliopsida, Malpighiales, Salicaceae. Gene Ontology annotation, cellular component: membrane. Gene Ontology annotation, molecular function: heme binding; oxidoreductase activity, acting on paired donors, with incorporation or reduction of molecular oxygen, NAD(P)H as one donor, and incorporation of one atom of oxygen; iron ion binding. Bases 104 to 1672 code for a protein of 522 amino acids. The record is from RefSeq and is a predicted model, not a curated record. The transcript has a single exon.